AUGGCCUCAUUCUUCACUUCGCUGACCGGCAGUGCGGUCGAGGUGGACGUGCGGCUGGCAGACGAGGACGACCGGCAGUCUGUCGAGGUGAAGACGGAUCAGGGUGCAAAGGGCAGCAAAGGUGAUGCGCUCGCUGGGAGGGAACGGUGUCCGGUCUAUCUGGAUGGCGAGAGUGUCAAAGGGCAGGUCCUCGUGCGGGUAAAGGACAGGAAGGGCGUCAAGCAUGACGGCAUCAAGGUCGAGUUUGUCGGGAGCAUCGAACUCUUCUACGACCGCGGCAACCACUACGAGUUCCUCUCCCUUGUCCAGGAGCUCGCGAACCCUGGCGAGAUGCGGACAGCGCAGGCGUUCGACUUCGAGUUCAAGAACGUCGAGAAGCAGUACGAGAGCUAUCACGGCAUCAACGUCAAGCUGAGAUACUUCAUCCGCGUCACCGUCUCGCGAAGAAUGGCCGACGUCGUGCGAGAGAAGGAGAUCUGGGUGCACUCGUACCGCAUGCCGCCCGACAUUGUCAACUCGAUCAAGAUGGAGGUCGGCAUCGAGGAUUGCCUGCACAUCGAGUUCGAGUACAACAAGGCCAAAUACCACCUCAAGGACGUGAUCAUUGGGAAGAUCUACUUCCUGCUUGUGCGGAUCAAGAUCAAGCACAUGGAGCUGAGCAUUAUCCGACGAGAGACGACGGGAGCAGCGCCCAAUCAGUACAACGAGAGCGAGACGAUCACCAAGUUUGAGAUCAUGGACGGCGCUCCCGUGCGAGGCGAGACGAUCCCGAUUCGACUGUUCCUCGGCGGCUUCGAGCUCACUCCGACCUUCCGCGACGUCAACAAGAAGUUCUCUACGCGGUACUACCUCAACCUGGUCUUGAUCGACGAGGAGAACCGGCGGUACUUCAAACAACAAGAGAUCACGCUGUACCGCAACCGGGAAGGCAUCGAAGGCCUCCCUCCCGCCGCCCCUCCCGCUCAAGCGCAUGCCGAUUUUGCCCAAGUCGCCGCCGCUUCUCCGUCCGCCUCCCAAGCCGCUCUUCCGCCUCGUCCGUCACAACAGCCGUUCGAGCAGUACCAGCCGCGACAGCCCGAGUCGCCCGCGUUGCCGCCCCCUCCAGCGGGCGAGGAGGUGCAGACGGAGGCGUAG
Molecule: messenger RNA, 1134 nt
Organism: Rhodotorula toruloides NP11
Lineage: Eukaryota; Fungi; Basidiomycota; Microbotryomycetes; Sporidiobolales; Sporidiobolaceae
Product: vacuolar protein sorting 26
Exons: 8
Coding region: 1-1134 (377 amino acids)
Biological process (GO): retrograde transport, endosome to Golgi; intracellular protein transport
Cellular component (GO): retromer complex; endosome
Source: RefSeq, a predicted model, not a curated record